GGUAGUUGUUUACCUCCCAAAGUAUACCAUAUUUUGCAUUAUUUGCAAAAAUGGACGAGUUUAAGGUGCCCGCUCCGUUGCCGAAAUACAAACCCACUGUGGUAGAGAAUCCACUAUGGCUGCAGAUCGAAACCACCGAGGAGCCGGCCAAUUCAAGAAAUAUAAUACCAGCAAUUUGUCCCUACAAGGUGCCCCGAUGGUCUGCACCUCCACCGGCCGACCAAACUUACAAAUUUGAGGUGCUCAAGUCGGGCCAGAUCAUUGACGAGGUGAGGCAGUUGCAGCAACAGGCUAUUUGGACAUUUGGGCGGCUGCCCGAGAAUGAUGUGUCCGCCGCGCAUCCCACAAUUUCACGCUUCCACGCCGUGCUACAGUACAAACCGAAGCCUUCCCACGACCACCACUACGAGGACGAGGAGCAUCAUUCCGAAAAGCCAGCGAAGAACGACAGGCCCGAGGGUUGGUACAUCUAUGACCUCGACAGCACCCAUGGCACAUACCUCAACAAACAGCGCGUGCCGUCCAAGGUAUACAUACGUAUGCGUGUGGGACACAUGCUCAAACUGGGCGGCAGCUCGCGUAUCUACAUACUGCAAGGACCCAAUGCGGAUGCGGAGCCAGAGUCGGAAUUGUCGAUUAGCGAGCUGCGAGAAAAGCGUGAACGGGAGGUGGCUGCCGCUGCGGCCGAGAAACAGCGCAAAAUUGUGGAGGAGCAGGAGCGCGAACGGAACGACGGCGUCAGCUGGGGAAUGGGAGAGGAUGCCGACGAGGAAACCGAUCUCACACAUAACCCAUUUGCCAGCUUCAACAACGAUGACCUCUUCUUCGACGAUCCCAAGAAGACACUGCGAGGAUUCUUUGAGCGCGAGGGUCUAAAUCUGGAGUACAAGUGCGACGAGUUAUCGCAGGGAUCGUUUGUCUGUCGAGUGGAGCUGCCCCUGGACGAUUUCAAUGGCAGGCCGAUUAUGAUAGAAGUCAACCACAAAGGACGCAAGAAGGAUUGCGUGGUGCAGUGCGCCCUGGAGGCAUGUCGCACUCUGGACAAACAUGGCGUGCUGCGACAGGCCAACCAAGAGGCACAAAAGCGCAAGAUUUUGAAGGCCGGAGACUCUGAUGACGAGGAUGAGUUCUGGGAUCGCACUGGGGAUGUCGCCCGUAAGAAGCAGCGCAAGGCAACCGCAGGCUCCAAUGGCCCCCUCACAUAUGAAGAUUUGCUAAAACAGCAAACAGAUCUCCUGUCAGAGUUGGGCAAGGUGGAGUUCGAGAUCGCCACUUACCAGCUGAAGGAAAAACGAGCCAAGGAAGAGGCCACCAAGCAACUAAGUGCCAGCUACGAUCUAGACAAUUUUAUGAACAGUCUCAGCGUGGAUAUAUGGCAUGUGGACAAAACGGAGAUCAAAAAGCUUCGGCUGGAGCUGCAACGCAUCAAAGGGGAGCAACAGAAGGUGCAACGCCUCAUCCAAAUAGCAAAGCCAGCAUGCUUGCCCUACACUACAAGCAGUGCAACAGCCACCAUCACAUCGGCGUCACAGGAAGGCAACAACGGCGCUAAAAAGCAGCUGCCCAUGAUUGGCAAGCGGAAUCAGUUUAGCAAAUUCAAAGUGGUCACAGCUUUGCCCAGCUCACGGGCUACGGUGCAAUCGAAUGCAUUUGCCCCGGAUGAAGAGGAAAUCGAGGAGGAAGAGGUGAAGGGAAAGCAAGCUAAACUGGCGAAGGAAAUGGAAACUGUUGCAAAGCCAUCGACUUUACAAAAUGAGAAUCUACCGGAAAGCAAGCCAACCGCCGAAGCGGCAGUGGCAGCGCCACAAGCAGCGCCAAAGCCAACAACCUCUGAGGAGGCAGUCGUACAACAAGAAUACAACUUUUUGUCAACAUCAGUUCUAUCCGAAGUUGCCACUUUUCCUACGGAACUUUUCCUGGCUUUUCCACUGACAGAAGCGAUUGAUGACAUUAGUACUCUAACAGCCACUACUCAGGAGGAAAGUCCAGACGAUGCAGCGGCACAGAAGAAGCGACGCCAACGUGCACCGCGACAGCGCAACAACAAGCAGCGUCAGGACGUAGACAUGGACAUGAAUGAGCUGGUCGAGCAUGAGGAUACCGAAAAGUACGCCAAGUGGGUGCCACCGACCAAUCAAAGUGGCGACGGCAUCACACAUUUGAAUGAGAAAUUCGGCUACUAAAAAGUUUCAGUAGCGUCUAGAAUUAAGUACAUUGUCUAUGUAAGCAUUCUUUUAGAGUACUCGUAGGUAUUGUAAUGUUUAACAGCUUAUUGAUAUAAAUGUUGUGACCCUGUCUGGAAAUGCCAAUUGGCAACUAAACAGA
Molecule: messenger RNA, 2325 nt
Organism: Drosophila persimilis
Lineage: Eukaryota; Metazoa; Arthropoda; Insecta; Diptera; Drosophilidae
Product: kanadaptin
Exons: 3
Coding region: 51-2183 (710 amino acids)
Molecular function (GO): protein binding; mRNA binding
Source: RefSeq, a predicted model, not a curated record